This is a messenger RNA of Mercenaria mercenaria, 1741 nucleotides long. Its product is annotated as cholecystokinin receptor type A-like. The coding region runs from base 119 to 1348 and encodes 409 amino acids. Gene Ontology annotation, biological process: neuropeptide signaling pathway. The transcript is spliced from 2 exons. Gene Ontology annotation, cellular component: membrane. Gene Ontology annotation, molecular function: neuropeptide receptor activity. Lineage: Eukaryota; Metazoa; Mollusca; Bivalvia; Venerida; Veneridae. The record is from RefSeq and is a predicted model, not a curated record.
AAAUUAUAGCUAUUUUAUAUUAUAAUGUACUACUUUAUAUCAUUAUUACAUUCUUAUCUAAACUUUCCAUCACAGACUUGAUUAGUUUUAUGUUCCAUGUCUCCAUAGCGUAAUCAAGAUGCAAGAUUCAAACACGAAUGGUGAUGAUAUACUUUACCAGAAACAGCACGACAUUUUCAUGAGCCUACUUCCGGUUAUUGUUUGUGGUGCAAUUCUGGGCGCAGUGGGGAUAAUCGGCAACAUUUUCGCGAUGAUCUUUUACACAACGAAGUCAAAAGUAACCACAACUGUCAUCUUGAUAAUAAGCCUUACAAUAGUAGACUUUAUAGUGUGUUUACUGGUUAUCCCAAAUCUUGUUGAGGUAAUUCUAAAUGUGGGAAACAGUCAAAGGUUUCUCUGCAAGGUGACACAUUUUCUCAGUUUGUGGACCAUUGCAAGUUCAUGUAUUUUGUUAUGGGUCAUUUCAAUAGACAGGCACAGAAGAAUCUGUAAACCUUUUGCUAAACAGAUCAAAAUCCAUUCAGUCAAAUAUAUAGUUGCUGGAAUUGUCAUAUUUUCAUUUGCACUGGCAAUUAGGAAUUUGAUCAUUUAUGACACAGUUGCUAUGGAAAUUUCAACACCAAGUAUUAACAAGACUACAACUGGAUAUUACUGUACGAUUACGGAUGAUCCAGACUUAAAGAUUAUUGUUUCUUCUUUCCAUACACUGGAUUUUCUCCUCAUCUUAAUAGCUUGGGUUACCAUCAUUGUGACAUAUUCGAAUGCAGUUAUUAUCUUGAUGAAGCAGAGACAUAAAAUGAAGCGGCAACUGCCAAAACUGCAACAAAACAUCAAACGCGGACAGAGCAUAACGGAAACAAGCUACGGCACAUGUGAUGCCGAUGGAGGUAGUGACUGGAAUAUAUCAGUAGACCUUGAUGUAUCAAGAGGGGUGGAUGAGGAAAGUUCAUACAGAGAUGAUAAUGAUAAAGCACAUACGUCUCAGGGUGGAAAUCAUCGGCCUGCUAUGCUUACUGUCAACCCGAGGGCACAUUCUGUCUGCAAUUUAUCAAAGCGAAAUGAAAAUGACAUAAAGUCUUAUGUCAAACUCGUCGCAGUCAAAAGUGCCAUAGAACGAAACCUUACCAUUAUGAUGUUUGCGGCAUCAAUUGUUUUCAUUCUGAGUUUUACCCCUUUCUUUGUGAUAAGAGUAAUCAUGAGGAUUUAUCUUGGUAUUGGGAUAGAUUACGAACUGAAAACAGUAAUCCAGUUUGCAUUAAAAUUGCCAGUUCUGAACAGUGUCUUCAAUCCAGUCAUUUACUGUGUUUUCAAUUCCAAGUUUAGGAAGUUCUUAAAAUGUGGGGUUUGACAAUUUUGACAAAAAUAAAUGAAUGCAAAGGCUGGUGUGACCCACAUAAAAAUUUGAGUGAUAAUUUCGAGUGAUAACUUCAGAUACUAAACUGAACAUCCAUGCAGUCUGGUCAGGAUCCAUGCUGUUCGCUUUCAAAGCCUAUUGCAAUUAGAGAAACUUUUAGCGAACAGCAUGGAUCCUGACGAGACUGCGCAGGCUGGUCUGGAUCCAUGCUGGUCGCAAACGCACUAUGUUGGUUUUCUCAUGGCGCGGCUUAUUUGUUUAUUCUUAAAAGAAAUCAAUGCAUACAUCCUAUUGUUUAGAAACUCAUAAUAAGUUUAAUACUUUUCACAAAUCAGUUUUGUAAUACAUUGUAUAUAACAUAUUUAAAUUAGAAAUAUCUACAUUGUU